GAAGUUUUCCUGCGUGAGGGAGGCUCGGCUGUCUGCACGAGAUCCGAGAGGAGCACUUUCUGGAGGAGGGUCGUGCUUGUGCUGGGGGAACAGUUGCGUGUGAACAUGGCUUUGAAGAAGGAGAGUUUCUUGCACAAGUGAUCCUUGUGUAUGUGUCUCGUCUGCUGCGACUUUUCUGGUGGGAAGAAGUUUCCAGUGCUGGAGAUGUGCUCCCCGCGAUGUGAUGGACCAUGGAGAGUCUCCUCCAGGCACUGGGCUCUGCUCUGCAGCUGAGAACUUUCCAGUAGGAUGGGGCUGGAUUCCUGGGCGCUCUGCUGAUCACACACCCGCCUGCCACUGCUCCUCCACAGCUGCCACUUCUCCCCUUCUUGGCUGCCAGUUAUGAGGAGGUUGAGUUGGUGGUGCCUGGUGCUGGGCAUCCCCUGUGCCCUGGUUCUAGCCAGGGUGCCAGUCUCUUCCUCACACCCUCAGCCCUGCCAGAUCCUCAAGAGAAUUGGGCACACAGUUCGGAUCGGGGCUGUCCAGCUCCAGCCCUGGAGAACCCGGGGCAUUACAGCUCAAUACACCCGCCCUUGGCCUGAGAAUGAAAGCGGGCUCCAGAAGAUGGGUGCGGGUCGUGACCAAGAUGCGGAUGAGGCUGAAGGCAUGGAGCGGCUGAGGGAACUGGGUGCCCCCUCUUUAGAAAGAAAGUCCAGCCAUGGUCCAAGGAGUUCUAUGGGCCACAGAGGUGGAGAGGAGCUGCUCUUUCCCAGGGAGGCGCUACUCCUGGCAGUAGAGAACCUCAACAGGGUGCCAGGCCUGCUACCAUACAACCUGUCCUUGGAAGUGGUGAUGGCCAUAGAAGCUGGCCUGGGGGACCUGCCCAUGCUGCCAUCCUCCAGCUCAUCCUGGAGUAGUGACCCGGUGUCCUUCCUUCAGAGUGUGUGCCACACGGUGGUGGUCCAGGGAGUCACUUCCAUUAUCGCCUUCCCUCAGAAUAAAGGAGAGAUUUUGGAAUUGGAGUUUAUAUCCUCAAUAUUACAGAUCCCAGUGGUCAGUAUUGUGAAAAGUGAGUUCACAAGGAAAACUGAGAAUCCUCUUCACCUGCAGCUCAGCAUUGAAAAUUCCCUAACUUCCAAUGCCGAUGUCACUCUCUCCAUACUUACGAUGAACAACUGGUACAACUAUAGCAUACUCCUAUGCCAAGAAGACUGGAAUAUAACAGAUUUCCUCACGCUAGCACAAAAUAAUUCCAGAUUUCACCUUGGAUCAAUUCUAAAUAUCACAGUAAAGCUCACCCUGACUAAUGACGUUGUGAGCUACCUACAGUUCAACUUAGAAAGUAUAAAGGACACCACAUCUACUAUCGUUAUGUUUGGUUGUGAUAUGGAAGACACAAGACGAAUUUUUGAAACAACUGCUCAGUAUGGAAUAAUAUUACCCGAAUUUUAUUGGAUUUUUGGAGACUCCCAAAAUGUUGAUGAAUUGAAGACUGAAGGAUUACCUUUGGGUCUGAUUGCUCAUGGGACAACUGCUGCUUCCUAUUUUGAACACUAUGUGCAAGAUGCAAUGGAACUAAUAGCCAGAGCAGUUGCCACAGCUACAAUGGAUCAACCAGAGUUGGCGCUUAUUCCCAGCACAAUGAACUGCAUGAGCAGAGACAGCUUGAAUCUUACAUCUGGCCAAUACUUAUCCAGGUAUGACUAA
This is a messenger RNA of Bufo gargarizans (Asiatic toad), 1686 nucleotides long. Its product is annotated as glutamate receptor ionotropic, NMDA 3A-like. The record is from RefSeq and is a predicted model, not a curated record. The transcript is spliced from 2 exons. Lineage: Eukaryota; Metazoa; Chordata; Amphibia; Anura; Bufonidae. Bases 382 to 1686 code for a protein of 434 amino acids.